AUGCUGAGUGUGUGUGUUGGGGAGCGGUGGCAGAUCCGCGGUCAAGCGACGCAGAAGACGCUGACCGAGUCUAUCACUUGUACGCGCAGGCCUGCAGCGUUCAGCGCCGAUGUCUCUUGGCAUCCUCGUAUUCCCGUUCUCAGUCCUUCGACAACUUGUGUGCGCAUCUCUGUGACGCGGUACCAUUGGGGUCACCAUCCUCAGCUGCUGCUAUUAGGCGAGGCGGCCGAUACGACGAAGCCGGUUCAGAUGCCGGUGGCUCAGAAAGUCAUCACGGUGCAGACAUUGGCUGGCUACUCGGCUUCGCGCGAACGUCUGACGGGGUCUGGAUGGCCCUCUGAUGACGACCCUAUGACGAUUACCAAGAACACGCCGGGACGCUGA
Purpureocillium takamizusanense is the source of this 384-nucleotide messenger RNA. RefSeq lists its product as uncharacterized. NCBI's taxonomy places the organism in Eukaryota, Fungi, Ascomycota, Sordariomycetes, Hypocreales, Ophiocordycipitaceae. The record is from RefSeq and is a predicted model, not a curated record. The transcript has a single exon. Bases 1 to 384 code for a protein of 127 amino acids.